Chilo suppressalis (striped riceborer) is the source of this 774-nucleotide messenger RNA. The record is from the annotation of a GenBank genome assembly. NCBI's taxonomy places the organism in Eukaryota, Metazoa, Arthropoda, Insecta, Lepidoptera, Crambidae.
AUGCUGGUUUACAGAGCAAGUCUAACACACCAACAAGCCCUUCCUGGGGCUCCUGUCGUGGGGGACCAGAGGCCUGUCCCGCCUCUCCGGACGUUCGCCGCCGCCGAGGCGCCCCCCCUCCGCGGCGGCCGCCUGCCACAGGUGGGGGGGGGGGGGGGGUCGGACCUUCUGGGAGAUUCCUUCCUGCCCGCCCUAUUCGGAAUCCCCCCCCCCCCCGGGGGGGACUUUUCGCCGGCCGCUGGACCCCCGCUGCCCCGUCCACCUGCAACGGCACCGGCAGGGUCACUACACCGCGUAAGAAGAGCCAUUUUGCCCGCCGAGCUGGAGGAGCCCGUGCGGCGACGCCGAGCCACCUCCUACUCCCCUGAUGCCGGGACCGGAAGAACCCCUCUACUUUUGCCUCCGGCCCCGGGCACUUCAUCGGGAACCUCAUCUUCUUCGUCCUCGGCGUCGUCAUCAUCGUCGGCGACGGGCACAUCGGGGUCCUCGGCCUCCUCGCCGUCCUCGUCGCGCGGGCGAUCGAGGUCCCGCUCCCCGCUUGGGCCUCCCCGUGCGGUCGCCCCCGCUGCUCCUGCGCUGCCCCAGCCGCCGCCCUACUGAGCCUACGUGCCUGAUCGUGGAACCCGCAGAGUGAUGCAGUGCAUCCUCUGUGGGAUAAUUAUAAAUAGCCACGUCAAGAGGCACUAUCAAAGCAGACAUGCUCCCUACAGGGGGUAUGAGGCGGCGGGCCCCUACCCCCGGGGCUAUUACAUUCUAGUGAUGAGUAGGCUCCCC